AUGCUUAGCAGGGAUAGGAGAGAGACUCUUUACUCUGUGAUGACAUCACGCCUCCCGCCCACUUGUUAGUCACAUGACUUUGAGAAUCAGACCUCCUGAGAGUGAGUGAAUCGUAGCAAGUACCGGCUUGCAGGACUGAGGGAGAGAGAGAGAGGGCUUCCAGAGCACUUUAAAGCUACACUUUGACUUUCAACCUCUGAGAACCGGGAUGAUACUUUACAAAGGACUGGGAAUCCAGGCCAUUUCAAGGCAAUUGCAUGCUUGACAUUAGCCUUUAUGAGCCGAACCUUAUCACUCAGUGCCUAAUAAAUCCAGCACUGAAAGAAUGUGGCCUUCUAUUCUGCAUGAGUGUUCUUAUUCUAUGCUGCCAGUUUACUGAUAAGGCACAAAACAUAACAGCAAAAAAAAAAAUAUUUUAGUUAGAGGAAAAUCAUGAAUUUCACUACUCUGCAAUAGCUUGAUCCUUCAAGGCAUUUAAACCAAGUGACAUUAAAUAAACAUGUCUCACUCGGAGAACAAAACCUUGUUUUUGGGGGUGCUUGCUGGUGCGGCUGGCCUCAGCUUGACAUUGAUGUUGCUGAAACGCAACAGACCUCGUUACCUCCAAGGUUUAUCUGAGAUAUGGUCUUCUGUCAAAGAGCCUUCUUCUGCACAGGACAACCAAGGAGCAGUUUUGAUUCUUCAAGGUAGACAGCUUCAGAUCCUGGACAAACUGGGUAGCUUGUUGAAGAGUGUGGAAGAACUGAAGGAAGAAGUUAAGUUUCUAAAAGAGACCCUUCCAAAGCUUGAAGAGCAGAUACGAGAUGAGCUUAGAGGGAAAAAUGAUGCACGGAAGAUCAGCCCCCAGCAUAAAGGCAUUAAAAGAAAGAAAAGUGAAACAACUAAGGGAGCAGUUGAGUAUCCUAGCUCUGAGGAGGCUGAGAGUGAAGGAGGGUACAUAACUGCUCACACUGACACUGAGCUUGAAUCAGAUGAAGAACGAGGGCUGAAGCAUUUGAAUGCAGAAAAUGCUAAGGUUACAGAAGAGAAAGCAGAGUUACUUUCUGUUCUUCACCAGGCAGAUGCUGGACAUUGUGGUUCUGAAUCAGAAAAACAAGAAACGUUUCGAAUGAUGCUUGUUCAUGAGGAAAAGUAUGGAAAUACUGUGGAUUUUCUUUGGAGACUGGCACGGGCAUAUGGAGAUAUGUUUGAUAUGACAUCUGAUGUUGAAGAAAAAAAAAACUAUGCAGCUAAUGGGAAGAGUUUUGCUGGUAAAGCAGUUCAAUUAGAAGAAUCCAGUGCAGAGGGCCAUAGAUGGUUUGCAAUAAUGUGUGGCUACUUGUCUGAGUACGAAAGUGUACAGGAUAAAAUUAAAAAUGGCUAUCUCUUUAAGGAGCAUCUGGAUAAAGCAAUAGAACUAGAUCCAAAGGACCCUCUACAGUAUUACUUAUUAGGCAGAUGGUGCUAUGCAGUUUCUCAGCUAUCUUGGAUUGAGAGGAAAGUUGCUGCCACACUUUUUGGGAAUCCUCCAACUGCAACCAUACAAGAGGCUUUGCAGAAUUUCCUCAAGGUCGAAGAAAUGCAUCCUGGUUACUCCAAAUAUAACUACGUCUUCCUGGCAAAGUGCUACAAAGAUCUCGGGAAGAAAUCCAUUGCUUUAAAGUACUGUGAUGAGGCAUCAGCAAUAACGUCUGCUAAUAAAGAGGACAAAGAUGCUCAGAAAGAACUGGACACCCUGAUGGCAUCCCUGAAGCAGUAAUAUAAGCACAUUUUCUGAUGCAAAGCAAACAUAUACAUAACAAUACACAGAUGUAUUUUGUCCAAUUGAGUAAUAAUUCAGUAUGAGACCUAUUAUCCAGAAGCUGAGGUUUUACGGAUAAGGGAUCUUUUAUGUAAUUUGGAGCUCCAUACAUUGGCUACUUAAAAUUAAUUUAAAAAAUAGACCCAAUAGGAUUGUUUGCCUAUAAUAAGAAUUAAUUAUACCUUUGUUUGAAACAAGUACAUGAUACUGUUUUAUUAUUACAGAGAAAAAUAAAAAAAACAUUUUCAAAAUCUGAAUUAUUUGGAUAAAAUGGAGUCUCUGGAUAACAGGUUUCCGGAGAACGGAUCCUAUACCUGUAUAACAAAACUUCACUUUGCACAAAAUGUAACUCUGCAGUGCUUUUGAUUUUACUCUGAAUACUACAAAUGAUUGAACAGAUAUUUAUAAAGUGACAACUCAAUAGCCUCACUUGUGAUGAAUCCUGCAUGUUUCAUCUUUUAAAUGAAUGUAAAAGUGUAGAAAUCAUUUUAAAAAUCUGUAUGAGCAAUAAUGGAAGACCUUAACCCAAAAUUAGCACAAUAAACAAGUUUUUUUUGUUUUAA
Messenger RNA from Xenopus laevis (African clawed frog), 2343 nucleotides. RefSeq names its product regulator of microtubule dynamics 2 S homeolog (gene rmdn2.S). The record is from RefSeq and is a predicted model, not a curated record. The transcript is spliced from 11 exons. NCBI's taxonomy places the organism in Eukaryota, Metazoa, Chordata, Amphibia, Anura, Pipidae. Gene Ontology annotation, molecular function: microtubule binding. Gene Ontology annotation, cellular component: membrane; spindle microtubule; mitochondrion. The coding region runs from base 500 to 1738 and encodes 412 amino acids.